Molecule: messenger RNA, 2570 nt
Organism: Nylanderia fulva
Lineage: Eukaryota; Metazoa; Arthropoda; Insecta; Hymenoptera; Formicidae
Gene: Pgant35A
Product: polypeptide N-acetylgalactosaminyltransferase 35A
Biological process (GO): protein O-linked glycosylation; regulation of Notch signaling pathway
Cellular component (GO): Golgi apparatus
Molecular function (GO): Notch binding; polypeptide N-acetylgalactosaminyltransferase activity
Source: RefSeq, a predicted model, not a curated record
CCCAUGUCCCACGUGACCACCAAAGAUGACAGCUCGCUAGCGCCCGGCUGUCAAGAUUGAUGUUUUGAUCGCAAAAAUGCAGUCUGAAAAUGCUGUUUAAAUAUCUUAUGCGUGCAUUGUGAUCGAAUUGGAAUCUGCGACAAGUGUUUAUAAAAAAACUAAGCUCGAUUCUCGCACAUAUUGUAUUAAAGAUGAUAUCGACGAGAUAUGUGUCAUUCCUGUCGGGAAUAGUUAUAGCUUCCAUAACAUGGGCUUUCAGCCUGUACCUCUAUUCAAGAUUGUCGCAGAACAGCAUCAGUGCCAGUCCUACGAUAUUGGUGCCUGGCUUUUCUGUUCAUGGGGAAAGAGAAAUCGAUAAGGAAAUCAUGUUGCGGGACAACGUUAUCAGCGCUCGAAACGAAAAGCAUAUUCUAUCCGACAAGAAGGCCUACAAUCUGAAGAGCGAGAAAGAUUACAGGGCUAACAAUCUGCUCUUGCAACAGCUACAACCCGUACCAGUCAAGCCUGCAGUCACCUUGGAUCAAGGUUUAGAUGAAUUGGGUAUGGUAAAAAAUAUGGAGGAUCAGCGAAAGAGAGACACUGGCUACAAGAAUUUUGCCUUUAAUGUUCUGAUAUCGGACAACCUUGGAAUACAAAGAAAUAUACCAGACACAAGACACAAAUUGUGCAAGACGCAAAGAUAUUCCUCCAAUUUGCCAAAUGCCAGUAUAAUUAUCUGUUUUUACAACGAGCAUUACACGACGUUGUUGCGAUCCUUGCAUUCUAUAAUCGAGAGGACUCCAGCGGCUCUCCUGCACGAAAUUAUCUUGGUGAACGAUUAUAGCGACAGCGACACGUUGCACGAAAGAGUACAGGCAUACAUUAAAAAUCAUUUUGACGCUAAGGUGCGACUGUUUAAGACAGAGAAAAGAGAGGGCUUGAUCAGGGCACGGGUUUUUGGAGCGAGAAAAGCUAGUGGCGAUGUCCUAAUCUUUUUAGACAGCCAUAUAGAAGUAAAUGAAAUAUGGAUAGAGCCGCUUUUAUCGAGGAUCGCUUAUUCUAAGACUAUCGUACCGAUGCCAGUAAUCGAUAUUAUAAAUGCAGACACAUUCCAAUACACUGGCAGCCCAUUAGUGAGGGGUGGAUUUAACUGGGGUCUUCACUUUAAGUGGGAUAAUUUGCCAAUUGGGACUUUGAAACAUGACGACGAUUUCGUAAAGCCUAUCAAAUCGCCAACAAUGGCUGGAGGAUUGUUCGCUAUUGAUAGAGAAUAUUUUUCAAAGAUGGGAGAAUACGACACUGGCAUGGACGUGUGGGGUGGAGAAAACCUUGAAAUAUCAUUCCGAAUAUGGAUGUGCGGUGGUAGUAUCGAGUUGAUUCCCUGUUCAAGAGUGGGUCAUGUGUUUAGAAGACGAAGACCGUAUGGUUCGGACGAUUCGCAUGACAGCAUGUUGAAGAACUCGUUGCGAGUCGCGUACGUGUGGAUGGACGAAUAUAAAGAUUACUUUUUGAAAACUGCUAAAGCAAUUGAUUACGGCAACGUCUCGGAACGGGUAGCACUGCGUCAGAGAUUGCAAUGCAAGACUUUCGGCUGGUAUUUGAAGGAGGUUUAUCCGGAAUUAGCGUUACCGGAUGAUACAGAGAAGCGACUGAAGGACAAAUGGGCCAAACUCGAGCAAAGGCCGAUGCAACCGUGGCAUUCGAGGAAAAGAAAUUAUACAGAUCAGUAUCAAAUCAGACUUUCAAAUUCUGUGCUCUGUGUUCAGAGCGAGAAAGAUAUCAAGACUAAAGGCUCGAAAUUUAUCCUGUUGCCGUGUUUAAGAAUUAAAUCACAGAUGUGGUACGAAACCGAUAAAAACGAACUAGUUCUUGGUCAAAUGCUCUGCAUGGAAGGAGCUGAGAAGAUUCCGAAACUUGGAAAGUGUCACGAAAUGGGCGGAAAUCAAGAUUGGCGUCAUAAACGCAUUAAUGGUACACCUAUCUACAACAUGGCAGCAGGAACAUGUCUGGGAGUCACUCACAAUGCUAGAAAUGCACAAGUAGUCAUGGAUCUGUGCACGAAAUCAAAUACGUCGCUAAUAACUUGGGAUCUCGUCCGCUCAAGAAUUCCAUCCAAGGAAGUUAGAUGACGUAAGAAGAAAGGUCGUAAAAAUAGGAAAAAGGAUUACGAAGACUGGCUUGGAAGAAAAUGGUAGCUUCUAUUAUAAUAAUGAAUUGUAUAUAUCCAACAAAUAAUUGUAAUUAGAAUAUUUAAUACGUUGAACUCUAAAAGGUAAUUCUAUUAGAAAACAAUAAGAAGCCAAUUAAGCUCUAAAACAAUUGAAAGUAUUGAAACAAUUGAUUAUAGGAGUUUAAUCUCUUCAGAAAAAACCAUGUAUAUAGAAACUUUCUCUUUUUGUAAUUCUCUCAAUUUUUUUGUAUACAAAAAUAUGUUUAAGUUUUCUAUUUAUAUUUGAUAAUUUUAUAUGUAAAGUUUAAGAGUGAAAAUGCUCUCUGUUAUAUUUUUUACAUAAUGUAAUAAGAACGAAAUAAAAUGGUAAAAUGGUCUGAUUUAUUUAUAAAAUAAAUUUAUGAAUAAAUUUAUUUACAAA